CUCUGCAGCCACAGCUCCCGAGCCGGCGGCCAGUGCAGGAUCCCGCCAGAUCACCCCGCGCAGCCUCCGACUCCGGCCGCUGCCUGCCGGGCGCACCGCCCUCCCCGCGCCUCGCCGGGGCUCUGCGCCCUCGCCGCCGCUCCGCUCCGCUGCGCCGUGUGCACACAGGCUCCCUGCUGGGCACAAACAGCUCCACCAUGGGGCUGGCCUGGGGACUCAGUGUCCUGUUCCUGUUGCAUGUGUGUGUCUCCAAUCGAAUUCCAGAGUCUGGAGGAGACAGCAGCGUAUUCGACCUCUUUGAACUCAUGGGGGCUGCCCGCAAGGGCUCUGGGCGCCGACUGGUAAAGGGCCCCGACCCUUCCAGCCCAGCUUUCCGCAUUGAGGAUGCCAACCUGAUUCCCCCUAUGCCUGAUGACAAGUUCCAAGACCUGGUGGAUGCUGUGCGAGCAGAGAAAGGUUUCCUCCUCUUGGCCUCCCUGAGGCAGAUGAAGAAGACCCGGGGCACGCUGCUGGCCGUGGAGCGGAAAGACCACUCUGGCCAAGUGUUCAGCGUGGUCUCCAACGGCAAGGCUGGCACCCUGGACCUGAGCCUGACCGUGCAGGGGAAGCAGCAUGUGGUGUCUGUGGAAGAAGCGCUCCUGGCAACCAGCCAGUGGAAGAGCAUCACCCUGUUUGUGCAGGAGGACAGGGCCCAGCUGUACAUUGACUGUGAGAAGAUGGAGAACGCCGAGCUGGACGUCCCCAUCCAGAGCAUCUUCACCAGGGACCUGGCCAACACUGCCAGACUGCGCAUCGCCAAAGGAGGUGUCAAUGACAACUUCCAGGGGGUGCUGCAGAACGUGAGAUUUGUCUUUGGAACCACACCAGAGGACAUCCUCAGGAACAAAGGCUGUUCCAGCUCUACCAAUGUCCUCCUCACCCUUGACAAUAAUGUGGUGAAUGGUUCCAGCCCUGCCAUCCGCACCAACUAUAUUGGCCACAAGACAAAGGAUCUGCAAGCCAUCUGUGGCCUCUCCUGUGACGAGCUGUCCAGCAUGGUCCUGGAGCUGAGGGGCCUGCGCACCAUCGUGACCACACUUCAGGACAGCAUCCGCAAAGUGACUGAAGAGAACAAAGAGCUGGUCAAUGAGCUGAGGCGGCCCCCCCUCUGCUACCACAAUGGAGUUCAGUACAGGAAUAAGGAGGAAUGGACUGUCGAUAGCUGUACUGAGUGCCGCUGUCAGAACUCAGUUACCAUCUGCAAAAAAGUGUCCUGCCCCAUCAUGCCUUGCUCCAAUGGGUGUCAAGGGCUACCUCUUACGACGGGUGCCACAACCGCAUUCAUCCUAAACCUGUGUAACCAUCCUUCAGUGACUGUUUCUCUAAACACAGGACAGCUGAGCAGAGAAAUUGAUUGCUUUUCACACUCUGACAAGGGAAGAAAGUCCUGCACAGAGCAGUCUAAAAAUGUUCAUACACUAAAUGAGCCUGCUCCUUCUGCAGCCAGCGACUCUGCGGACGAUGGCUGGUCCCCAUGGUCUGAGUGGACCUCCUGCUCUGUGACGUGUGGCAAUGGAAUCCAGCAGCGUGGCCGCUCCUGCGAUAGCCUCAACAACCGAUGCGAGGGCUCCUCUGUCCAGACACGGACCUGCCACAUUCAGGAGUGUGAUAAGAGAUUUAAACAGGAUGGAGGCUGGAGCCACUGGUCCCCAUGGUCAUCCUGCUCUGUGACAUGUGGUGAAGGGGCAAUCACAAGGAUCCGGCUCUGCAACUCGCCCAGCCCCCAGAUGAAUGGGAAGCCAUGCGAAGGCGAAGCUCGGGAGACCAAAGCCUGCAAGAAGGAUGCCUGCCCCAUCAACGGUGGCUGGGGUCCCUGGUCGCUGUGGGACAUCUGUUCUGUCACCUGUGGAGGAGGGGUGCAGAAGCGCAGCCGGCUCUGCAACAAUCCCCCACCCCAGUUUGGAGGCAAGGACUGCGUGGGCGACAUGGCAGAAAACCAGAUGUGCAAUGAGCAGGACUGUCCGAUCGACGGAUGCCUGUCCAAUCCUUGCUUCGCCGGUGCCAAGUGUACUAGCUACCCAGAUGGCAGCUGGAAAUGCGGUGCCUGUCCUCCUGGCUACAGCGGAAAUGGCGUCCAGUGCAAAGAUGUCAAUGAGUGCAGAGAAGUGCCUGAUGCCUGCUUCAACCACAAUGGCGAGCACAGAUGCGAGAACACAGACCCCGGCUACAACUGCCUGCCAUGCCCACCCCGCUUCACUGGUCCGCAGCCCUUUGGCCGGGGUGCGGAACAUGCCAGAGCCAACAAACAGGUGUGCAAGCCCCGCAACCCCUGCACGGAUGGGACUCAUGACUGCAACAAGAACGCCAAGUGCAACUACCUGGGCCAUUACAGCGACCCCAUGUACCGCUGCGAGUGCCGGCCCGGCUAUGCUGGCAAUGGCAUCAUCUGCGGGGAGGACACAGACCUGGACGGCUGGCCCAACGAGGACCUGGUGUGCGUGGCCAAUGCAACUUACCACUGCAAGAAGGAUAACUGCCCCAACCUUCCCAACUCAGGACAGGAAGACUAUGACAAGGAUGGAAUUGGCGAUGCCUGUGAUGACGAUGACGACAAUGAUAAAAUCCCAGAUGACCGGGACAACUGUCCCUUCCAUUACAACCCAGCCCAGUAUGACUAUGACAGAGAUGAUGUGGGAGACCGCUGUGACAACUGUCCCUAUAACCACAACCCAGACCAGGCUGACACAGACAACAAUGGGGAAGGAGAUGCCUGUGCUGCUGACAUCGAUGGGGACGGUAUCCUCAAUGAACGAGACAACUGCCAGUAUGUCUACAAUGUGGACCAGAAGGACACUGACAUGGAUGGGGUUGGAGACCAGUGUGACAACUGCCCCCUGGAACACAACCCAGAUCAGCUCGACUCUGACUCCGACCGCAUCGGAGACACCUGUGACAACAAUCAGGAUAUUGAUGAAGAUGGCCACCAGAACAACCUGGACAACUGCCCCUAUGUGCCCAACGCCAACCAGGCCGACCAUGACAAGGAUGGCAAGGGGGAUGCCUGUGACCACGACGAUGACAACGACGGCGUUCCUGAUGACAGGGACAACUGCAGGCUCGUGCCCAAUCCCGACCAGAAGGACUCUGACGGUGAUGGUCGAGGUGAUGCUUGCAAAGACGAUUUUGACCAUGACAACGUGCCAGACAUCGAUGACAUCUGUCCUGAGAACAUUGAUAUCAGUGAGACUGAUUUCCGCCGAUUCCAGAUGAUUCCCCUAGAUCCCAAAGGGACAUCCCAGAAUGAUCCUAACUGGGUUGUACGCCAUCAGGGUAAAGAACUCGUCCAGACUGUCAAUUGUGAUCCUGGACUUGCUAUAGGUUUUGAUGAAUUUAAUGCUGUGGACUUCAGUGGCACCUUCUUCAUCAACACUGAGAGGGAUGAUGACUAUGCUGGAUUUGUGUUUGGCUACCAGUCCAGCAGCCGAUUCUAUGUUGUGAUGUGGAAGCAAGUCACCCAGUCCUACUGGGACACCAACCCCACGAGGGCUCAGGGUUACUCAGGCCUGUCUGUGAAGGUUGUGAACUCCACCACAGGGCCAGGCGAGCACCUGCGCAAUGCCCUGUGGCACACAGGAAACACCCCCGGCCAGGUGCGCACUCUGUGGCAUGACCCUCGUUACAUAGGCUGGAAAGAUUUCACUGCCUAUAGAUGGCGUCUCAGCCACAGGCCCAAGACAGGUUUCAUUAGAGUGGUGAUGUAUGAAGGGAAAAAAAUCAUGGCUGACUCAGGACCCAUCUAUGACAAAACCUACGCCGGCGGUAGACUAGGGAUGUUUGUCUUCUCUCAAGAAAUGGUGUUCUUCUCUGACCUGAAAUAUGAAUGCAGAGAUUCCUAAUGAAACUGUUGAUCAAAAGACAGAUCAUAACCAGUGCUGGUAUUCACCUUCUGGAGCCACGGGCUUAAGAAAACCCCCAGGACCACUCCUGCCUGCCUGCCUUUUUUCUCUGCUUGCAUCAGUGUGGACUCCUAGGACAUGUGACUUGCCUCAAGAAAAUGCAAUUUUCCAAACCAGACUCAGCAUUGCAGCAUUUCCAGAGGCUGGAAAGAGAAUCUUCUGCAAAUAUAAACAGUUACAUUGGUUUGCUUUUGGAAAUGCAAAAGCAACCACUUGCUUCAGUUGGAAGGUGCCUGUUCCACUUGGCUUUUGUCAGAGCACGGUGCUACUGUGAGACCACCUCUGAGCAGUGGACUCAGAAGCAUUUUCAGGCGUGCAAGAGAAGGGAGGACGCACUAGAAUUGGCAAACCAAACCACCCCGACACACUCCCUUGGGAAUAAGGGGAGCAGGGACCAAAGCCCUAAGGGGAGGGUGCAUACCCACGGGAAUAAAGGACUUGUAUGAAGAAAAUGUGGAGGAACUGUUACAUGUUCGGUACUAAAUCAUUUUCAGGGGAUUGAAUGACUAUUGCUGGAUUUCAUGAUGCUGACAGGUGUUAGCUGAUUUAACCCACGUAAAUUGGCACUUAAACAGAAGCAGGGAAGGGAGGGGAAGACUGGCUUCUGGACUUCCCUCUGGAUCCCUAGCCCUUACACAUCACCUGUAGUGACCAGAGUAAGUAGUCAAACUUAAACCAGUGUGAGGCAGUGCUUGCUGCCACUGCCUGAUUACAUGGACACGGUUGGUUUUAUUCCAGAUGUAGCUUGUGCAGAUGUAGCAGAAAAUAAGAAAAUCUACCAUCUCAGUGAGCACCAGGCUGCCUCCCAAAGGAGGAGCAGCUGUGCUUGUAUUUUUAUGGUUAGAAAGGCACAAAAUUCUCAACUAAAACAUUCCUUUUCUCUAUUUUUCCUGAAUAUCAUAGAGUGUUCCAAUUCCUUCUUUGUAGCCUUGUUUUUUUUACACUUUACAAUGUAAAAUAUUUAUUUUUACUUACUUAGAAGAUCUGUCUGAAAGACUAUUCAUGGAACAGGAAGAAGCAUAAGGGCUGUCCAUGUCAUCUUUGUUACAAGUCUUCAUGACUGUAAGGUUGUAAAUACAGAUUAUUUAUUAACUCUGUCCUACCUGGAAUCUAGGCUUCAUAUGGAAAAUGUUUGAUAGCAGGUAGUGGGGAUUUCUCAGCAAAUCUCUCACAAGAAUGGCACAAGGAAAAUCAGCAGGGCAAGCUGCUCCUCACUCUGUGCUUAGAAUGAAUGAUUCGGGAAUUUUUUUUCUUUGUUUUAGCUUUUCAAGUGGAAUUAGUGGUAUGUCCAUGUACAGGUGUUUUUACAUUGCAGAGAAAUCCAUGAGGCCUUUAAUACUGUUUUACUCUAUUCCUUGUGCCUAAUUCCAGGGAGAAGAAAAACCUACACUUUUUUCAUUUUUCCCAAAGAGAAAAAAAUAUAAAGGUGAAACUUAUAUACAAACAUUACCUCAUUUGUUGUGUGACUGAGUAAAGAAUUUUUGGAUCAAGCAGAAAGAGUUUAAGCGUCUAACAAACUUAAAGCUACUGUAGUACCAAAAAAAAAGUCAAUGUUGUACAUAGUAUAAAAAUUCUUUGCAGAAAAGUAUUCCCAAUAAGGAAAUAGCAUUGAAAUGUUAAAUACAUUUUCUGAAAAUUGUUUUUUCUAUCAUCUUGUGAUACCAUUGCUUUAUUUUUAUAAAUUAUUUUCUCAUUGCCAUUGGAAUAGAUAUCUCAGAUUGUGUAGAUAUUCUAUUUAAAUAAUUUAUCAGGAAAUACUGCCUGUAGAGUUAGUAUUUCUAUUUUUAUAAAAUGUUUGCACACUGAAUUGAAGAACUGUUGGGGUUUUGUUUUGUUUUUUUGAUUUGUUUUUUGCUUGUUACCCCCCCCAAGUUUUUACUAUUUGCCAAUACCUUUUUUCUAGGAAUGUGCUUUUUUUGUACACAUUUUUAUCCAUUUUACAUUCUAAAGCAGUUUAAGUUGUAUAUUACUGUUUCUUAUGUACAAGGAACAACAAUAAAUAAUACAGAAAUUUAUUUAUA
Manis javanica (Malayan pangolin) is the source of this 5956-nucleotide messenger RNA. Lineage: Eukaryota; Metazoa; Chordata; Mammalia; Pholidota; Manidae. The record is from RefSeq and is a predicted model, not a curated record.